AUGUCCCAGGAACAGACCGAGAAGCUUGAACCCACCGGUGGGGACCGUACCGUUCCCCCAGACUUGGUAUUGACGACAUCCAACGCGGAGAAAAACAUUAGCAUCGUGCCGGCGGUCGAUGACGACGCGGGUCUAAGCCGGCACGACACCGAUGCCAUCUACAGCAGGUUCGCUCCAGCUCGAAAAAGACUCGUCACUGUUGUUGUUGCGUGCGGUGGCAUUGCCUCCACCGUCUCGUCGUUGCUGCUUUUGGCCGCCAUACCUGAGAUUGCAGCAGACCUGAAUACAACCGGAAGCAUCAUCAAUGUCAGCAACGCCGUCUACAUUCUAUUCAUGGGUCUCAGCACGCUGUUCUGGGGUCCAAUCAGUCAAGUGUAUGGCAGAAAAUGGCCAUGCAUUAUCUCAGCAUCCACCUUCUUUGCCUUUUGUGUGGGAACUGCCCUGUCUCCAAACCUUGGAGCGUUCUUCGUAUUUCGUCUGCUAUCAGCUUUCAGCGGGACAGCCUACCUCGUCCUUGGCUCCAGUUGUAUCAGUGAUAUCUACAAGCCUACUGAACGAGGAACUGCCUUAGCAUGGUUCCUUAACGGCACUUUGAUUGGGCAGUCUUUCGGCCCUUUCAUAGGCGGCGUCAUUGUGACCUUUCACAGCUGGCGAGCACUGUUCUGGUUCACAGCGGCCCUCGGUGGCCUCACUGCGAUUCUUGCGGUGUUGUUUCUACCAGAAACUAGCCAUCGCAGACGAGCAGAUGAGUUGACAGGCCUUGGCACCAGGGCUAAGGUUGCGCAGGUGUGGCAAUGGGCUAAUCCUUUCCGCGUACUCGCUCUUUUACUCGUCCCGAAACUCUUAGUAGUGGCAAUCGCUGCUGCGUCUUUAGUUUGGAACAUGCAGGCUUUACUCACCCCGAUCCGAUAUGUCAUCAAUCCUAGGUUUGAUCUUACAUCACCCCUCCAAUCAGGGCUAUUUUUCCUUGCCCCGGGAUGUGGGUUUUUCUUUGGCACAUACGCCGGAGGCCGAUGGGCUGACCACACUGUUAAACUUUGGAUCAAGCGUCGGGGUAAACGCAUACCUGAAGAUCGUCUCCGCAGCUCAUUUGUAGCCAUGGGAGCUGUGAUCCCUGUCUGCAUCAUCAUCUACGGCUGGGCUAUCGAGAAGGAGAAGGGAGGUAUCCCACUUCCCGUGGUCUGCAUGUUUGUCCAGGGAUUCGCCCAAGUCAUUGCCUUCCCUUGCUUGAACACCUAUUGCCUGGAUGUGAUCAAAGGAAGGGGUGCAGAAGUGAUAGCCGGAAACUACUUCUUUCGGUAUGCUAUUGCAGCAAUAGGUACUUCUGUGUGCUUGCCAGCUAUAGAGAGUAUUGGACUUGGAUGGUUCAGCACGAUCACUGCUGUUUUUGUCUUCUUCUCCGCCGCUGCAGUCUAUGUUGUGGUUGAAAUCGCGGCAAAAGAGGACGGCAAAGCGCAAAGCGAAGAAGUUUAG
This is a messenger RNA of Colletotrichum graminicola M1.001, 1473 nucleotides long. Its product is annotated as major facilitator superfamily transporter. The record is from RefSeq and is a predicted model, not a curated record. Bases 1 to 1473 code for a protein of 490 amino acids. NCBI's taxonomy places the organism in Eukaryota, Fungi, Ascomycota, Sordariomycetes, Glomerellales, Glomerellaceae. Gene Ontology annotation, biological process: transmembrane transport. The transcript has 4 exons. Gene Ontology annotation, molecular function: transmembrane transporter activity.